CCCUCCUACCGCCGAGGCCUGCACGGACUUCCUGUGCUCCUUUUCGGCCAACCCGAAGAACAGGAGAAAGGGAGUCACGCGGGCUCGUUGUCACGGAAACCAGUUCUGCAGAAACACUGCAAAAAAGAUCAUGGUUCGAGUGUUCGUGAACCACGUAGAUUCCUACACGGGACGGGAGCUCAGCAAAGUGCUGGCUGGGUCGGUGGUGGGGGCAAUAGCUGAGGAGAAAGAGAAUGGGGAUGAGGCUGACUCAAAACCACCUCCAGCCUCAGACCAGGCAGAUGACUCCUCAAAUAGGUACCAGGUGGUGGGUACUGUGAGGGAAGAAGAUGCAGAGUGCCCUGGCUGGGUUCAGGAAAUAGUACAGACAUCCAGUAGAGAUGAGUUGCUGGCGGUCCUGAUGUCGUGUGACAUCAUAGUCUACCAUAUCGUCGAUGGUGCUGGUCAAGUGGAGGAAGCUUCGUGGGCCAUUCAGGUUCUUCACGACCAGCUGUCAGUCAUCUCGUCUCAGAAGGUGUUUGUCUGUGUCUCCUCCGUCCUCACCUGGGCACGCAGCAAGCCACUCGACCCGGAGGAGCCUGAUAUAGCGUUCACUGAGGAGGACUACCGUCGCAGGAGACCACACCCCAACUUCAAGGAGCACAUUUCGGCAGAGAAGCUGACCAUCAAACUUGGAAAAACAGACAGGACCAAGUUGACUAGUUACGUCGUGGCUGCUGGUCUCCUGUAUGGGGCUGGGGAGGGCCUCUUCCACUUUCUAUUCAAGGUCAGCUACACUACGUAGAUUACUGGUACACUAUUGUAUGAUGUCAUCUCUGUGGUGUGUGUGUGGCUUCAUUCCAGUCCGCAUGGCAUGGGGACACACCGGCCCUCCCCGUGUUUGGAGAUGGAACAAACGUUCUACCCACCAUCCAUAUCCAUGACCUGGCGAGUGUGGUGGUGAACCUGGCAGACUCGCGACCGAGCAAGCCGCGCUACCUAAUAGCAGUGGACGACUCUAAGAACACCCUGAGAGAGGUGGUGACCGCCAUCAGCAGACACCUCUCCACCGGGAGGACAACAUUCAUCUCCAGAGAGGAAGCUCUGCUCGUUAGAGACCUCCGUCAAUGGGAGUAUGACCAGCUACUGGUCAACCUCCAGAUGGAGGCCUCUACCGUCAAAGACAGCUUCAACAUACGCUGGAAGGCAGAGGCUGGACUGGUGGAAGAGAUAUCUGCAGUCGUGAGAGAGUACAAACAGACACGCGGACUCCUCCCACUACGUCUGUGUGUCCUGGGUCCACCGGCAGUGGGGAAGUCCCUGGUCGUUAAAAAACUCUGCGAGUACUACAAGCUCCAUCACCUGACUAUCGCCAAAGUCAUCCAGGACUCAGUGGAGAGACUGGAGAAGAUUGCUGCCCGAGUGGAUGUUGGAGAAGGAGGGGACGAGGAAGAGGAGGAAGAGGAUGAUUCGGCAGCCCAGGAUGCCAAGGAAAUGCUGGAGACUCUCAAAACUGAAAGAGAAGAGAACAGUGGGCGCUACGGCGAGCAGUAUUUGCUGGAGUUUUACUCGAAAACGCUACUCUCCAUGCCGUGCCAGAACCAGGGCUUCAUUCUGGAUGGCUUCCCGAAGACGUUUGAACAAGCCAAGACACUUUUCGAUGGAGGUGAGGAGGAAGAGGAGGAAGAGGGGGCAGAAGAAGAUGAUCAAAAUCAACCUAAGUACAACAAACUCACAAUGCCAGAGAUGGUGUUCUCACUGGAUGCUAGUGAUGAGUUCCUGAGGCAGAGGGUGAUGAACCUCCCUGAGAAGACUGUCGCUGGGACCCACUACACCGAGGAAGGUAUGACUCGAAGACUGGCAGAGUUUCGCUCCCUCAACGAAGAAGAUACGACAGUCUUGAACUACUUUGACGAGAAGGAGAUUCACCCCGAGCACACUAAUAUUGAGGAGGACCAGAGCCCAGAGUGCCAAGAUACCGUGGAGAAAAUAAAACAGAUGGUCGGAGAGCCUCGGAACUAUGGGCCUACCCCCGAAGAGAGGGCGGAAAUGGAGCAAGCUGCGAGGGAGGAGAGGAUGAGGAGGGAGAGGGGAGAGAAGGAGGAUAGGGAGAGGAAUGAAGCAGAGGAAAAAGCCCAGAGAGCCAAGAGAGAGGCAGAAUGGCAAGCCCAGUUGGAGUUGGUACAGGCCGAGGAGCGAGAGAUGCUGGAGGCAAAGAGUCUCCCACUUCGCAACUACCUCAUGAGGCACGUCCUCCCGACUGUCACUCAGGGUCUCAUCGAGGUCUGCAAGGCCAAGCCUGACGACCCUGUGGACUACCUGGCUGAAUAUCUCUUCAAGAACAACCCACAGAUUGACUGAAUCUCAUCAUUAUACACACCACACAAACAUACUAGAUUAUGUUCAAAGUUCAUGUUUGAAUGGCCCGCCCGGGCAUGACAUGUAUACAGACAAGUUAAAAAACAUGUAGGAAGCAUAACACAUGACUGAAGAAGGUGGGGUCCAUGGUAGUCAAAGAGUCAAGUAGAGUGCACCAGGAGUUGUCUCUCUAACUCUGAUUCGCACACAUCCAAAUUUAUACCAUGGUUAGCAAGACGGUUCAUGGCGACAAUUACGAGAAACAAACCACUAGUGGGAGGGAUAUAAGGACCCCUUUUGACAGAAGAUAUGGAUCUUCAACCGACUGGCGACUUGUAACGUCCGUUCGUAUGUGUUGCUAAUGCGCAUGCGUAUUGCAGUCGCGCAAGCGAGCACGGAACCGUCAGCUGCAUCUCUGAUGUCUUCGGAG
Messenger RNA from Geodia barretti, 2767 nucleotides. The record is from the annotation of a GenBank genome assembly. Lineage: Eukaryota; Metazoa; Porifera; Demospongiae; Tetractinellida; Geodiidae.